UUGUGUUAACACUUAAAGAAUUUGAUGAAUCAUUAACGCUUGACCAUAAACAGCAAUGGAGUGAUAUCUCUCAACACGUUUCAAGAAAUAUUAUGCCAGCAAUCGAUAGGACAUUAAAAGAAAAAAACUUUGUCUACACUAAAUCAGAGUUAAAAUAUGUCUUAUAA
Molecule: messenger RNA, 167 nt
Organism: Funneliformis caledonium
Lineage: Eukaryota; Fungi; Glomeromycota; Glomeromycetes; Glomerales; Glomeraceae
Source: the annotation of a GenBank genome assembly